ACACUUGACUGACACUCAUGCUAUAUGAUACAGGCGAGUGGUCAGGGAAAAAAAAAAAAGUGCGGGACUCUGUCAUGUCUUCUUCUUCUUCUUCUUCUGCAUUCUAGCUUAUACUGUAUUACAGACCAAGAUAUUUUUAUGCAUCUUAUCUGCUUAUCAUAUUAUAAAGUGGGACCUGUGUCAGCAGAUAUAAAUUGUACAGGAGUAUACCAGGACUAAACUGCAGCGGUCACCAUGAUGUCUGAUGAGUAUUUGGUGGAGUGCAAGAUAGAUGAUGAUGAUGACAGUGAUGAUGACUAUGAUGAAGAAGCGAUGGAGAUACAUCCCACACCAACUCCACCACCACAGUUCUGCUCCAGCUCCCUAGCGUCCAUAAGCCAUUGUGAAACCAGAGACCCCUAUGGAGUCAACAACCACUUGAGGAUGGACUUCAGUGAUGUUUUGGCUGAGCCAGCCUCUACACACAGUUAUGAACGUGUUUGGGUGUACAGUAGCAUUGGGUUUGAGUCAGCACGGAUCUGGAGUUACCGUUGCCUCACGGCACUUUUCGCAGUCCCCAUUUCCUGCCUCUCUGGCUGUCUUUUUGCACUGCUGGCCUGCUUACACAUCUGGUGUGUGAUGCCCUGUGUACAGGUCUGCCAUACCUGUUUACCCUGUGUUCAGUCCCUGUGGAUGAGUGUGGUGAACAUCUUCAUCAUGCCACUCUUUAUGUCUGCUGCUCGGUGUUGUAGUGGAAUACAUGUAUUAUUCUCUAAUGAAUGAGGAACAUAGAAAAUGAAAUGCACUCCAUGGCCGUUUUUGCUUAAUUCACACAUACAUCCUUCGUGACAUUUAAAAAAUGCACAGUAUUUCAAGGUUCAGUGCUCUUUUAGCACUUAAAUAUGUCUUCAGUGGAGUGAAAGUACUGGACUAUGAGUGGAGUAUACAGAUAGUACAGUGUAUUGGUGUUACACAUGAACAAAGCAAUAAGAAUCCAUCUUUCAUUUUAAUCCUUAAACUCAACUUGGACCAGUAUUCCAGAGAAUUCAGUACCUCUUCAUUGCCCUUGUGCAAAAUCAUGAUGUUUUCUCCUGUUGCUGUGUUUAGCAGCCUAUGUCUGCUCAUUGACCUGUUAGUUUAUAACUUUAUUAUUUUCUGCUCAUCAGGGUCAGGUCACUUUCACCUAGCUUGUAAUUACAUGCAGGCUUUGCAGAAUAGAAAGGUCUGUUGUCAAUGGCUUCAAUGUUCAGUCUUAUGAUGGAUAUGCAUUAACUCUAUAACAGUGCUAUUACACUAACCAGGCAUAACAUUAUGACCACCUGCCUAAUAUUGUGUUGGUCCUGCCAAAACAGCCCUGACCCAUCCUGCACUGUGUAUCCUGACACCUUUCUAUCAGAACCAGCAUUAACUUCUUCAGCAACAGUAGCUUGUCUGUUGGAUCGGAUCACACGGGCCAGCCUUCUCUCCCCACGUGCAUCAGUGAGCCUCGGCCUUCCAUGACCCUGUCGCCGGUUCACCACUGUUCCUUCCUUGGACCACUUUUGAUAGACAGUGACCACUGCAGACCGGGAACACCCCACAAGAGUUUUGGAGAUGCUCUGAUCCAGUGGUCUAGCCAUCACAAUUUGGUCCUUCUUGCUCAAAUCCUUACGCUUGUUGAAUGUUGUUAAAUGUUGACUUGCUUCCUAAUAUAUCCCACCCACUAACAGGUGUCAUGAUAAGGAAUUCACCAGUCUUCACUUCACCUCUCUGUGGUCAUAAUGUUAUACCUGAUCAGUGUAUAUCGUCAGUAUUUAGCAUCAGUCGUAUGAUGGAUAUGCACUCUAUUACUCUAUUAUAUAAUUACACUGUCUUUAUCAAUAACAGUGUUAUUACAGUAAAUGUUAUACAUUUUGGUUACACACUAGACUUUAUUCAGAGAAAAAACACCUAGAAUAGUGUUUUCCUUGUCCCUUGCUACAGCUAGACUGCAUUUAUAUGCUACUGUUACUGUACUAAUGUGUCUGCUUCACAGUUUCAUUCAACAAGUUUUAUCCAUGUCUUUCAAA
Molecule: messenger RNA, 2027 nt
Organism: Hemibagrus wyckioides
Lineage: Eukaryota; Metazoa; Chordata; Actinopteri; Siluriformes; Bagridae
Gene: cav4b
Product: caveolin 4b
Exons: 4
Coding region: 235-762 (175 amino acids)
Biological process (GO): caveola assembly
Cellular component (GO): caveola
Molecular function (GO): molecular adaptor activity
Source: RefSeq, a predicted model, not a curated record